Molecule: messenger RNA, 1545 nt
Organism: Trypanosoma cruzi
Lineage: Eukaryota; Euglenozoa; Kinetoplastea; Trypanosomatida; Trypanosomatidae
Product: DNA polymerase kappa, putative
Exons: 1
Coding region: 1-1545 (514 amino acids)
Biological process (GO): error-prone translesion synthesis
Cellular component (GO): nucleus
Molecular function (GO): damaged DNA binding; DNA-directed DNA polymerase activity
Source: RefSeq, a predicted model, not a curated record
AUGCAGCGCUGCUGGGCGAGAGUUUCCCCGGCAGUAUUCCAUCGGCGCAUACGGGGCAAAAAACGGGCUGUUGAUGAGGUAUCGAGCAAGCUGACACUCGAUGCAACCAAAGCGGGGCUCUCUGGUGUAAACAAGGCACGCGUAAACAAAGUCAUUGAAGGUUGUUCCAAAGGGUCAGCCUUUUACCUCAAUGAGGAGCGACUGGAGGCGCAACGGAAGAAGCGUCAUAUGGAACUCCUAUCGAAAUCUGAAGUGUACCGCCAUCUCUCCACCGCCGACAAGCAGGCAUUGAAGGACAAGGUAGAAAUGUGCGAGGUGGAACUGGAGGCAGGACGUCAUUUCCGCAACUAUGUGCACGUGGACAUGGACAUGUUCUAUGCCGCAGUGGAGAUGAAGAAGAAUCCCUCACUUGUGGACGUCCCGUUGGGCGUGGGGACCUUUGAUAUGCUCUCCACAACCAACUAUGUGGCACGGCGCUACGGCGUGCGCUCCGGGAUGCCCGGGUACAUUGGCGUGAAACUGUGCCCGUCACUCGUUAUUGUGCCAACAGACUUUGAUGCCUACCAUGCAGAGGCCGCCGUGGUACGUGGCAUUGCGGCCGCGUACGACCCAAACUUCACCAGCGUGGGUCUUGACGAACUGACAAUGGAGGUGACAGCGUACCUGCAGCAGCACCCCGGCAUGACCGCGGGGGAUGUUGCGUCCGAGUUCCGUGCACGCGUGUUUGCGGAGACGCAAUUGACGGCCAGUGCUGGCAUUGGCCCGACGGCGACACUCGCCAAGAUUGCGAGUAACUACGAGAAGCCGAACGGCCAGCACGAGCUCCGUCUGCGGACGCGGCAGGAUGUCAUGGAGUUCAUGAAGGAUCUUCCCGUGCGCACAGUGCCUGGGAUCGGGCCUGUGCAGGACGCAAUUCUCCGCGUACUUGGCAUUCGGACAUGUGGAUGUAUGCUGAGAAAAAAGGGACUGUUGUGUUUCUUGUUUCCGGAGAAGACCUUUCGCUUCUAUCUUUCGGCAGGACUUGGCGUGGUACGGAGCAACGCGGACCUUAUGCGAAGCGAUGGGACACAAAAAAAGAUGGGACAUGAAAUCACAUUUAAGCGUCGUUUGAAGAGCGAGGCGGAGUUGAAGCAAAUUGUGCUGGAAGUUCUUGUGGCUGUGCAUAACACCUUGCUGCUCCGGCGUGUGGCAGCGCAACGUGUCACACUGCUCAUGAAGCGACGUACGUUUGAAAAUCAUCAGUUUAGUCUGACGUUAGGGGAGGCGACAAACGAUUUUGCCGCUCUCCGGGAAGCGACGCGGAAACUUCUCCAGCCCCAUCUCACCUCUUUUGACAAGUUUCGCCUGGUGGGUGUGCGACUGGGAAAACUGCAAUCAACCUCAUGUAAAAAACUUAUAUCCGGAGUGGAGGAAAGGAAGGGGCGUCCACCUGCACGCAUCACUGCUUCUGUCCUUUCGGUUGAAAGGCGUCCAAAGACAGCCUCACAUACGCGCGUGCUGAACGCACCAUCUGGCAACAUGAAUCGUGUUUUUUUCUCUAUUUAG